Molecule: messenger RNA, 1330 nt
Organism: Branchiostoma floridae (Florida lancelet)
Lineage: Eukaryota; Metazoa; Chordata; Leptocardii; Amphioxiformes; Branchiostomatidae
Product: homeobox protein Hox-A9-like
Exons: 3
Coding region: 137-691 (184 amino acids)
Biological process (GO): regulation of transcription by RNA polymerase II
Cellular component (GO): nucleus
Molecular function (GO): RNA polymerase II cis-regulatory region sequence-specific DNA binding; DNA-binding transcription factor activity, RNA polymerase II-specific
Source: RefSeq, a predicted model, not a curated record
CUUUAACCUCUGAACGGAGAGCUCCUCCGGCAAUUGCCUCAGAGGAGUCUUUACUUGCGCCAAACAGUCCCAAAAGUCUCCCAGCAGGACGUCUUAAAGUUUAAGUACAAGACUGAGGAUCACUUUCUCCAACGAGAUGUCUUACAUACAUUACAAUGGGACUGCCGGCUUUUCCUCGUUUUGCACCGCUCACCGUAUGCUCCCUUCACCAACAUGGUUGUACGGACAGAGGUAUCUCUACCACGGGUUUCAAGACUCGGGGCACGGCGCCAACUUGGAGAAUGAGAAACGUUUUCAGGUUGGGCUGUGUCCUACCGGCAUCGAGAGGUCAGCCAGUGAAGACAGUGGCUGUUCUAGGGACUCCAAGAAGGGAGACACUGCAAACUGCAGUGGAGACCCCGAUGCCGAUCCAAAUGGUACGGAUGUGUGGUGGAAGCUUCAGAGCUCCAGGAAGAAACGCUGUCCGUACUCCAAAGUCCAGCUCCUGGAGUUAGAGAAGGAAUUUCUCUAUAACAUGUACAUCACCAGGGAACAGAGGGGAGAGAUAGCGCGCAAGGUAAACCUGACAGACAGGCAGGUGAAGAUCUGGUUCCAGAACAGAAGGAUGAAGAUGAAGAGAAUGAAACAGAGGCAUGAGGAGGAGGCAUUCAGAGCUCACUCCGGCACUGGACUUGAAACCGACUUGAACUAGCACCAAAAAAAUUCCUGCACUUCCAACCCAAAUCUUUCUAUAUGAGUUCGUUACCCCUUGGCCGGAACCAAAUGUGACUAAUCUAUACACACCUGUAUACUGAGAUUGCCUACUAUAUUCCCUUGUACAGAUCAUCUAUGGUAAGGAUAAAAUGUAGGUGUAAUAAGUCGGAUAUGUUUACUAUAAACAUGCGAAAAGCUGCUUGAAACACUUACUUAGUUACUAACUCUAACACAGCAAAACUACACGAGCCACAUGUGUAACGAUUUCUAUAUCAUCUGUUUCUCCCAAAAUAAUGAAGUUAAGUUUAACUUUUACACAGUUCACUUUUUGACAAUCAUUGGGUCAUUGUUUACACGGCGAAAAUAUAUUGAAAGCUAUACAGAAAACGAUACAUGUAUUAUUUGCUUGUGUAUAUAACUAUAUAUUCGUCUUUAUAUAUACUUUGUAUACUUGGAAGAGGUAGAUAGGGUGCUGAUAUGUAGAUACUAUUAGACGAUAUUUCAGCUAGAAAGAUUUUGGACAUUAUUUGACCUUUUUCUAUGUUACAGAAAUUUGUCAAACGUGCACACGUGUCAAUCCAGCUGAAUGUACUUUUCUGUUUUUAUUUUAUUUCAUACUAAUAAACUAAUGAUGUUA